AUGCAGCAAGGGAAUGGGGGAAAUCAGCUUUGGAACAUGCAAGCACAACUCCAAGAGAGUUACCCGGGUACUAACAAUGGAACACCAAACUCGGUCACCAAUUCACACCACGGCUCUGUUACCAGCACUGGUACUAAUACGGGGUUGGGCAUGGGAAUGUCAAUAAUGAAUGGUUAUUCCACACCUGACAUGUCAUCUCAAAUGCAAGACACAAACAACCAAGUACGGCAGCAACAGAUUUUUCAGCAACUGCAGAUGCAAAAGCAAUCGCAACAGCAACAGCAACAGCAACAGCAACUACACCAAGUACAUGCGACAUCUCAAAUUCCACAGCAACAGCAGCAGCAGCAACAACAACAGAAACCAGUACCCCAAAUGAAUUUGCAGAAUACAGAAAAAUUCUUGGAUUUAGUCGAACAUUACAUGAAAAAAAUCAACAGACCGUUCGAAAGGUAUCCAGUGGUGAAUGGUGUUCGAAUAAAUCUUUUUGUUUAUUACUAUAUGGUUUCAUAUGUUGGAGGAUUUGUGAAAGCGUAUCAGGAACAAAAGUUUCCGUUGAUUGCUAAACAAUUGGGCAUACCGGCAAACAACCAGCCCGUCUUCAAUGAAUUUUUACAAUGCUACUAUGUUAACCUACGACCAUUUGAACAAUACGCCAAAACUUCUGAAAGUUUAAAUGAUCCCCAGAGAAGAGUAAUGUUACAGCAGCAGCAGCAGCAGCAGCAGCAAUUUCAAGCUCAAGCGCAGCCACGUCCACAGAUACCACAGAAAACACAAGUUCCUCAAAAUACAGGCAGGCCUCCAAUUCCAGGACAGGUACCUCAAGCCCCUCAAAUAAAAAACACUUCUAGUCAUCAAGAGCAACUGCAUCAACACCAAAUACAUCUACAGCAAAAGUUUCAAGAAGCGCAGCAUAAGACUCUACUCCAACAACAACAACUACUUCAGAAAAAAGCCACAAAAAAUUCACCAACUCAAUAUUCGCAAGCUUCCACUCCACAUGACGUUCCACAAUCACCACAUGUACCUAUCAAUAAAGCAAACAAAAUUACAAAACCACCUCUCAAGACUGCGAAAUCAAGAGUUUCAUCCAUUAAUGAAGAGAAAAUUGUUACAGUAUUUGUCAAAGGUAAUCGGAAACCUGAUGUUAUAAAGAAUUAUACACCUUACACGACAACCCAUGAUAGGCCUGGAGGGCUUGACAUCUUGAAUAUUGAACGUGUGGGGGAGCAAUUAGAUGAUAUGAAACCUGUUUUCCUUUAUUUUCCAGAACUAGGUAAGGUUGAUAUAAAAGCAUUGUCUUUGGGUCUAUUGUCAGGCAUAUCUGCUGAAAUAAAUGUGGCACUUAAUGUCCUAUUAAUCAUAAGCUCAGAUCCAAACACACAUAUCCCAUUUGAGCAUUGUAAAAUUUUGCUUGAUAGCUUAUCGCUGUUAGGUAAAAAAGUAAUCGGAAAGCUAUGGAAUUUCAAAUAUAAAUCACAUCUCUCAGAAAGUACCAAAAAAUUGGGAAAGAAUAUGGACUAUGUCAAACCAAAGAGUAGAAUCGAUAAGAUUUUUGAAAAAUAUUCAAGACAGUUUGGUGAUGAAGAUUAUACAAUCGAAGUUAACGCCUUCACUUCUCAAGAGAUCUCGAGUACCAAACCCGACCCUCCUCAUCUGCAUCCAAACCGCUACGAUGACAAAAUGAAUGACAAAAUGAAUGACAAUAGCUCACCUCCUACAAGCUUGAAUCAAUCGAUUAUAAAUGUGGAGUCCGUCAAGGGGUUCAAAAUUCCUUCUUACUUGAGCAUGCUUCACAAAUGUCGAAAACAAGCUGAUAGUAUAUCUAUGAACAUCUACCAGAAAAGUUACUUUGACCAAGAGGUUGUCUUAGUUGAGGAAUUGAGUACUAUUUCCCUGAUAUUUAGGAAUUUCUCUUUUGUCAGCAACAACAACUUGUAUCUUGCUAGGAAUCCUAAAUAUAUGGAAUUCUUAUACACUGUGAUAUUUGCAACUAUUACGAAACCGGAGAUAUUUAAAUUUGAGAGAAAGAGGCUAUCAUUGAUGAAAGAUGCUCUCAUUGUACUUUCAAAUAUAAUUCAUGCGAUUGAUAUAGAGUCUGAGUUAGAAGUGUGGCUGGUUUUCUCUUUGGCGUACUCUUUUUCAUCAGAAAGUUCUGAGUUGCGUAAACCGACUAACAUGACAACUUCAAAAUAUAUUCCAAGUGUGCACCGUUAUCAUCCCCACUCUGUUGAUAUUAUGUCCAAACUGUUAUGUACAUCCUAUGCUAACAGGGAAAAGGUGGCUGACUUGCUAACAGGAAAGGUAAGGGAUGAACACAUAAUUAAAAUGGUUGGCUUAAAUUUUGGUGACGACUAUCUGGAAACAGGCUCACUUUUCAAAGCAGUAUUUUCUCUAUUUGUGUCUAUUCUUCCUACUGAUCAGAUGUACCAGGGGGUUGAAAUAUUCAAUGAAAUGUAUCAAACAUGCCUCCAGUCUUUGUUAGGGUGCUUGGUGUUAACAGAAUUUUUAGAUGAAGCGCCGGGCUUCAAGAGAAAUAUUGCGUUAGAUUUUUUACUCUCGGAAGAAAGGUUCGGACCAAUUCUUCAGCAUUUAUCAUUUGUAUACACUGCUGUCAAUCUGAAUCUAAGAGCACAAGCAUCGGAAGAAAACUCAUUAAUAUCAGCUUAUGCAGCUGAACUUGCUAACAGCUUAACUGAGUGUGCUAUUCAACACGCCGUGGCUAACGAAAAUGUUAACGAAGACUUACAGAAAUUACGGAACAUUCCAAGGUUAUUUGGCGCUCUCGAAAAUCAAUGUGGUAUUUUAGUUUCACCUUCUGCAGCUUGUAAUGUUACAGAGCAGAUUAUAAAAACACUGAAAAUCAAACACAAGCUUGAAACUCUAUUAAAAUAA
Molecule: messenger RNA, 2895 nt
Organism: Pichia kudriavzevii
Lineage: Eukaryota; Fungi; Ascomycota; Pichiomycetes; Pichiales; Pichiaceae
Exons: 1
Coding region: 1-2895 (964 amino acids)
Biological process (GO): regulation of transcription by RNA polymerase II
Cellular component (GO): SWI/SNF complex; nucleus
Molecular function (GO): transcription cis-regulatory region binding
Source: RefSeq, a predicted model, not a curated record